AUGCUGUCCAAAAGACCUCCCCAUACUCCCUCUGGUAACUUCACCAGGUACCGCGCCACAAAGACAGUGGCCCGACCUCGCAGGAUUCGAGAUAGCUCCAGCUCCGGCUCCUCUCGGCGAUUGGAGCGUCAUCGAAGGCCCGCAAAUCCCCCUGACGCAUCAACGCCGUCUCCAUCCACCUCCCCCAUUGUGACCCUCCGCGUCGGUCCAGAAAAGCGCCUCUUCGCAGCGCACGAAGCAAUUCUCAGCGCAUCCCCAUUUUUCGCAACAAAAUGCCAAGCGCAAAGACCCAGUCCGCCCAUGAGAACCCACCUCACCCAACACCCAGGCAAACACAUCGAACUCCCAGAAGAACAGCCCGAGGUCCUCUCCUGCGUCCUAGAAUACCUCUACAAAGGCGACUACUACCCACGCCUCCAACGAAACUCACAGCGCCAGACAUGGGAAUUAGAAGAUGGCGCGAUCGACUCUGAAGGCCAGAGCGUUGGUGCGACGGUAUAUCAUCAUGCCGCGAGGACAGCGAUCCUCCGCGAUACAGCAAUUUACUGCGCCGCUGAGAAAUAUAACCUUCCAACCCUCCAACGCCUCGCACUCCGUAAACAGGGCUUGCAUACAGGUAUUCAAUGCAACACGAUCCUGUCGAGCGCGAGAUAUGCAUACGCCAAUACACCGGAUUCGGACUCGAAGCUGCGGGCGCAUUACCUGGCCCUGAUCAUCCGGAGCCGGGGAUGA
This is a messenger RNA of Penicillium atrosanguineum, 732 nucleotides long. Its product is annotated as BTB/POZ domain-containing protein. Gene Ontology annotation, molecular function: protein binding. The transcript is spliced from 4 exons. Bases 1 to 732 code for a protein of 243 amino acids. Lineage: Eukaryota; Fungi; Ascomycota; Eurotiomycetes; Eurotiales; Aspergillaceae. The record is from RefSeq and is a predicted model, not a curated record.